Candidozyma haemuli is the source of this 1710-nucleotide messenger RNA. RefSeq names its product MFS transporter. The record is from RefSeq and is a predicted model, not a curated record. Gene Ontology annotation, molecular function: transmembrane transporter activity. The transcript has a single exon. NCBI's taxonomy places the organism in Eukaryota, Fungi, Ascomycota, Pichiomycetes, Serinales, Metschnikowiaceae. Bases 1 to 1710 code for a protein of 569 amino acids. Gene Ontology annotation, biological process: transmembrane transport.
AUGGGCUCCUUCAGAGAUCAAAUGAAAGGGUUCCCGUUUCGCCAGAUGACCAUCAUCUGCUUGAUCCGGUUUUCUGAACCCAUCGCCUUCACCUCGCUAUUCCCCUAUGUCUAUUUCAUGAUAAGAGAUUUCAACAUUGUUGAUGACCCGACGGAAAUCUCCAAGUACACGGGGUACAUGGGAGCGUCUUUUGCAUUUGCCCAGUUUCUUUGUUGCAUCCACUGGGGCCGUCUUUCGGAUAGAAUCGGCAGAAAGCCCGUGCUUCUACUAGGCCUUCUAGGCACCAUGACGUCGCUACUAAUAUUUGGCUUUUCCACUAAUUUCUAUAUGGCCAUUACUGCCAGAUCGCUUAUGGGCGCUUUGAACGGGAAUGUGCCUGUUUUGCAGACCAUGGUCGGUGAAGUUGUGUCUGAAAGAAGACACCAGUCUAUUGCAUUUUCAUGCCUCCCGCUUCUAUGGAACGUGGGGUGUGUGUUAGGACCUGCUAUCGGCGGUUCCCGGUACUUGACGAGACCUAAAAUGCCUUCUGAAGAUAUAGAGGUGGCUGGCGCUUACGAUCGGUUUGUAUCUAAGCAUCCGUAUGCCAUGUCUAACAUCGUUGUGGCAAGUCUUUUGAUGUUCAGUUUCAUUGUGGGGUUCCUUUUCCUUGAGGAAACUCAGCCUAGAGCAAAGAAGAACCACGACUACGGUUUGGCUAUAGGUGAUUGGAUCUUGCGGUCGCUUGGGUUUACUCCACUGGCUCGCUCCAGAGCUUUGGCUUCCAAGACGGCUUCUACUCAGCAGCGUGAACCUUCUGAAACCACGCCUUUGACCGCAGACAACCUUUACUCUGCUGUGGAUAACGAUGUUUUCGAUGAAAACGACGAGGACGACCGCUCUAUCAAUUCAUACGAGCAGCCAUUGACCCGCAGAACAUCUUUAGCCUUUAUCCGCCGUUACUCGAAUGCUUCGCUCACUCGUACAACGACAAACCAGUCUGUACUCGAUGAGACAAAGGACAUUUUCAAAGCAUUCGGCAACAAAAACAUCUUCAGCAACAAGGUUCGUGGUACCAUUCUCGCAUACUUUUGUCUUGCUUUUCAUUGUCUUGUGCAAUCUGAGUUCUUGCCUGUUUUCCUUGCAGGCAGAUUCCAGCUCGAGCUGCUCAAGUUCCCUUGGCACAUCAAGGGAGGCUUAUCUUGGGAAACCAGCGAUAUCGGAACUUUACUUUCCACAACGGGUUUCGCUGGCUGUUUCAUCAUCAUUGUCGUGUUCCCUUUCUUGGAUAGGUACAUGAGAAACAUUGAUGUUUUGAGACUAGCCUCUCUAUUCUUUCCUUUUGCCUACUUUUUCAUACCCUACAUGGUGUUCUCUAAGCCAGAAUACCAGCCAGGUUUCCCAGCAUGGUUCUCUACUGCUGGUAUUUAUACGUGUGCUUCCGUGCAAACGUUUGCAGCUGCCUUGUCGUUCCCUCAGAUGGUGAUCUUGGUGUAUCGUGCCACUGUGCCUAAACAUCGUGCCUUUGUCAAUGCUACGUCCAUGAGCGCUACAGCACUUGCCAGAUGCGUAGCUCCAUUACUUUGGGGUGGUUUGAUGUCCUUCUUUGAUAAGAGAGGAGUGGCACAGAUGUCAUGGUUGAUUCUUUCUGUGAUUGCCAUUUUAACCCUGGUCUUGGCCUUCAAGUUGGACGAGUACGACGAAGACUUGCAAGAACAAGAAGAGGAGGUGUAA